UUUAUUUCUUCCUGCUGAACACACUGUAACACAGUCCUCUCUGAGUGGCCAGCGGUCAAGUACAGAUAGCUGUAUCGGAGCCGACGUCAAGAACCCUUUCACGCCUCAACCAUGGUUCAUGUAGUGGUGAUUAUCCUACUGUGUGCUGCAUCAGCAGCUUCCGCAGCCAGUACUCCAUGCAGCAACUGUGACGGUAACAACGUGGCCUGUGUUGACGGCGUGUGUCUACCUCGCUGUGUCAAUGUGACGUCAUCUGGAGAGUGUCUCCAGUGUCGGGACUCCAGGUCCUAUGGUAAACAGUGUGAACAUGACUGUCCAGACAACUGUCUCAACUCUCGCUGUCUGAUGGACAACACCCGUGUUGUGUGUACAGAGGGAUGUGUGGCCGGCAAGAAGGGAGAUAACUGUGGUGUAAACUGUCCUACAGCCUGUACACAGUGUGAACGUUAUGGUGAUGGUUGUACAGGACCGUGUCAGAAUCCCAAGUAUUACGGUCCACACUGUAGAACACCUUGUUCCUCCAGCUGUACAGAUGGAUGUAAUAGGAUCACGGGGGAGUGUGGCAGCUGUGAGCCAGGUUACACAGGGGACAAGUGUGAUGUUACCUGUCCCCCCAACUGUAGAGGUGGAUGUGACAAAGACACGGGGGAGUGUGACAGCUGUGAGCCAGGUUACAGAGGGAAGUACUGUGGCAGCUGUGAGCCAGGUUACACAGGGGACAAGUGUAAUGUUACCUGUCCCCCCAACUGUAGAGGUGGAUGUGACAAAGACACGGGGGAGUGUGACAGCUGUGAGCCAGGUUACAGAGGGAAGUACUGUGGCAGCUGUGAGCCAGGUUACACAGGGGACAAGUGUAAUGUUACCUGUCCCCCCAACUGUAGAGGUGGAUGUGACAAAGACACGGGGGAGUGUGGCAGCUGUGAGCUAGGUUACACAGAGGACAAGUGUGAUGUUACCUGUUCCCCCAACUGUAGAGAUGGAUGUGACAAAGACACGGGGGGGUGUGACAGCUGUGAGCCAGGUUACACAGGGAAGUACUGUGGCAGCUGUGAGCCAGGUUACACAGGGGACAAGUGUAAUGUUACCUGUCCCCCCAACUGUAGAGGUGGAUGUGACAAAGACACGGGGGAGUGUGACAGCUGUGAGCCAGGUUACAUGGGGGACAAGUGUAAUGUUACCUGUCCCCCCAACUGUAGAGAUGGAUGUGACAAAGACACGGGGGAGUGUGACAGCUGUGAUCCAGGUUACACAGGGAAGUACUGUGACACCUGUGUGACAGAUGUGAGAGAAAGUCAGCCAUGUGUCUCAACUGCUCCACGGGUCUGA
Molecule: messenger RNA, 1326 nt
Organism: Haliotis rufescens (red abalone)
Lineage: Eukaryota; Metazoa; Mollusca; Gastropoda; Lepetellida; Haliotidae
Product: multiple epidermal growth factor-like domains protein 10
Exons: 5
Coding region: 112-1326 (404 amino acids)
Molecular function (GO): scavenger receptor activity
Source: RefSeq, a predicted model, not a curated record